Paramecium primaurelia is the source of this 1035-nucleotide messenger RNA. The record is from the annotation of a GenBank genome assembly. NCBI's taxonomy places the organism in Eukaryota, Ciliophora, Oligohymenophorea, Peniculida, Parameciidae.
AUGUAAGGAUAAAAAAUAGAAUAUGUAAAAUAAAUUUUACAUUCAAUAUUAACUAAUUUGAGAGAAUAAGAUAGAUUAUGUUUGAUUAGUUUUAAUAAUGAAGGUAAACUUUUAACAGGUUUGUAAAAAGUAACACCAGAAACUUAAGAAUAUUUUGCAUUUGUUAUUGAUGAUUUACAAUGUAUAGGUACAACACAGUUAUGGAAAGGAACUGAAGUAGCAUUUGAUGUAAUUAAUUAAAGAAAAAAUAAAAAUAAUUGGGCAAGAAUUCUCAUAUUUUCAGAUGGGUAAGAUGAAAUAGCACUUACUAAAAUUAGAAAAUAAUUAGAAUAUAAUUAUGAUAUUUUCACUAUUGAUUCAUUUGGAUUUAGUAAUUCAAAUGCAAAUAAAAGAUUAUCAGCUAUAACAAAUUUAAGAUUUGGAAAACAUUAUAUAAUAACUGAUGAAUAAUAGGUAUUUAAAUGUUUGGAAGAAGCCUUUGCUAACUUUCCAUUCAAUCUAUGGGAUGAUGUAACUAUAACAAUAUCAACUAACUCAUAAAAUAUUCCAUUUGAUAAAAUAAUGAUUACUGAAAUACAUAGUGAAGGAUGGGUUGAAUUGUAAAAUUAACAUUAAUAUUAAAUUACAAUACCUAAUUUAGAAAUUGGAGAAUCCUUCUUAUUCCCAAUUGAAUUGGCAUUCUAGAAAUUUAAUGACAAUAUUAUAGAUAAAUCUAAACCAGUCUCUUUAUUAAAGGGUAAAAUAGAAAUGCAAAAUAGUAUAACUGGUAAAAGGAUGAUAAAAAAUGUAGAUCUUGAUGCUAUCUUUCUUUAUGAAAAUGAUUCUAAUACUUUAGAUUUUAAUACAUAUUUUAAUUGUAAAUAAUCUCCAUUAGUUAUUUGGGUAUGUGAUUAAUAAUAGACUUGUAAUUUUAUAAAUUUUAUAAUAGAAUUCAAUAGAAAAUCUUAUUUUGAAUUGAUUUGUGAGAAUUUGUAAUUAAAAUGGUAAUUAUAAUAAUAAAGAAUUAAGUAACUUUAUGAUGAAGAACCAUCAUGA